AUGCAUUUCUCACACCUCCUCGUGGCAUUCGCCGCCCCUGUCCUGUCCUCCUCCCACUUCAACCCUUUAGAACAUUCCGCCGGGAUCGCACCAUACUUCACCCCGAAUAAUCCUCCGCUCGAACAAUCUCCUCCCCAAGGCUGCAAUGUCACUCGAGCAUCAUAUCUGGUCCGCCAUGCAGCAAUCUAUGCCAAUGAUUUCGACUACGAAUCAUACCUCGAGCCAUUCCUGAAGAAAUUGCAGAACACAACACAAAAUUGGUCUUCGACAAAGUCCCUCAAGUUCCUUUCCAAUUGGACUGCACCAGUCAGUGAGGAGCAUUUGGAAAAGCUUACUCGUGUUGGCUUACAAGAGGCACGCAUGCUGGGAAAGAGUCUUCACAAAAAAUACGCCCAUCUCAAGACACCUGCCAAAGUCUGGUCUUCGACCGCAGACCGCACGGUAAACAGUGCCCAAAGCUUCAUUUCGGGAUUCACAAACAAUCACACCAAGGCGAUCAAUCUCACGCAAAUCGAAGAAAGCAAAAAGGCGGGCGCCGAUUCCUUGACGCCGUAUAAGGGCUGUUCUGCGUUCAGUUCUUCCUACGGCAGUGACCAAUCAUCGGCCUUUGGGAAAGUGUACACGAAACCCAUCAUCAGCCGUCUGAAUGCCGAAGCGCGCUCUUUCAACUUCACUCAAGAUGACAUCACCGGCAUGUUCGAGCUGUGCGGCUACGAGACCGUCAUCAGAGGCUCAUCGCCAUUCUGCUCUCUCAAGCUGUUCAAUUCCGACGAAUGGCUCGGAUUCGAAUACGCUAAUGACUUGAUGUACUUCCACAACACGGGCUACGGCCGCCCGCUAUCUGGUAGCCUCGGCAUCCCGUGGGUGAAUGCCAGUGUUGCAGCAUUAGACGACGAGUCUUCCUCGCAGGAGCUGUAUGUCUCUUUCACGCAUCGUGAACUUCCGCCUACGGUUAUCACCGCGCUGGGACUGUACAAUAACAGCGCAUACUCUGGAUCGAACCAUGUGAACGGUACCAUGCCCGAGCACAGAAUCAACUAUAACCGCGUUUGGAAGAGCAGUGAGAUCCUGCCGUUCCUGACCAACAUUGCUAUUGAGAAAAUGUCGUGUGAGAGUGAUGGCUUCAAGGAGGGAGAUUACUAUCGAAUCUUGAACAAUGCUGGUCCUCAGCCAUUGGUCGACUGUCGGGACGGGCCAGGUGGAAGCUGCUCCAAGACGCAAUUCCAUGAUUUCGUCAAAGGGCGAGUCGAGCAGUUUGGGGAUUAUAAUAUGGCUUGUGGGGGUGAUAGCGACUACCCGUCGUCCUUGUCUAUCUACCAGUCAUAA
Penicillium nucicola is the source of this 1326-nucleotide messenger RNA. RefSeq names its product putative histidine acid phosphatase. NCBI's taxonomy places the organism in Eukaryota, Fungi, Ascomycota, Eurotiomycetes, Eurotiales, Aspergillaceae. Gene Ontology annotation, molecular function: acid phosphatase activity. Gene Ontology annotation, cellular component: fungal-type cell wall. The transcript has 2 exons. The record is from RefSeq and is a predicted model, not a curated record. The coding region runs from base 1 to 1326 and encodes 441 amino acids.